Molecule: messenger RNA, 2049 nt
Organism: Synchytrium microbalum
Lineage: Eukaryota; Fungi; Chytridiomycota; Chytridiomycetes; Synchytriales; Synchytriaceae
Exons: 11
Coding region: 1-2049 (682 amino acids)
Biological process (GO): mitochondrial respiratory chain complex III assembly
Cellular component (GO): mitochondrial inner membrane
Source: RefSeq, a predicted model, not a curated record
AUGUCUGGAUCAAAGCUUUUAGCUCCAUUCAAAGUUCCAGCGUUACCUUUGGGUCGCAACAACAUCUUGUUUCACUCUCAUAUCCCAGGCCGUUCCCCACUGCAUAGUUCGAUCAACAAGCCCAACGAGCUUAUAACAGCUGCCCAGAAAACUACUGCUAAGCUGCAUAAGAUGUGGGAAGCGCCAGAAAAGUCAGUAAAAAAGAGGACAUUUGAUCUCAAGACAUACCGAAUACCAAUCGAAGAGAGUUUUUGUAUGUCUUUGCCCUCGCUCAAAGGACAUUAUUCAUCCUCAUUAGGCGAGGUGGAAGUCGCCUUCGUUGGAAGUUUACAGCAGAGAGAUACAGAACAGAAAUUGUAUGCUCUUGCCAAGAGUAGAGAUGCGUUUCAUAGACGUUGGUUUGCUCUGUCUUGUCUGUGUCUUCCAUUCUUUUUGAGCCUGAGUGUGCUGUCACUAAACACAAACGCCGAUGCUGCUAAUGAUGAAACAAGCUCCAUGAUCAGCAAGUGCCAGGCAUCUCAGAAAGAUCAGGUUGCAUUGUCGAAACGAAAGCCUGGUGUGUGGGCGGUGGGAACCAACUCCAAAAACUUGACUGGUGAAGGAAAUGUAACAAAGGGUUGGAACUUUUUGAAGUCGUUUGAGAAUAUGGUCUUGAGGCAUAUGGCUGUCGGUGACAAGCACGGCGCUGCAAUCUCUCAGGAUGGCGAUCUUCUGCAAUUCGGAUACACGGCACCACGAGUGACUAUACGUGGAAAAGAUUUAGUCCAAGUAGCAAUAGCCUCUGACUAUGUAGUCGCACUCAGCAAAAGCGGUGAAGCAUUCGCAAUUCCAGCUUCUCAGUCAAAGAGAGAUGCUGUUAUAGCAGCCAGAGAAAAGCUACGAGCUGCGGGUACGUGGAAGGACGAAACGAGCUGGUUUACUUCAUCAAACAAGGAUGAGGGUAAAACCAAACUAGUCUUGCCAAAGGGCGAAAAGAUCACUUCAAUCGCAUCUGGGUCCAACCAUGUAGUUGCCCUCACGAAUAAAGGGAAUGUCUACAGUCUAGGAUUGAAUCCCGCUGGAAACAAGUCGGGACAACUCGGUCUUGGUCACACGGUCCCUCCAACAUCAAAUGUAGAAGAUCCUUCCAUACCAUCACUCUCCUUCACUGAAGUUGGCGCACUCGAUGGGUGCAACGCAGUCAGCGUUGCUUGUGGAGACGAGCACACUCUUGUACUGACGAAAGAUGGUCGCGUCUUUGCGCAUGGGAGCAACAAUGUUGGGCAAUUAGGCAUUGGAACGUAUGGGGAAGGCAAUCUUGUUAUAUCAACGCCUGUGGAAGUUAGCACAUUAUGGUCUAGUAAUGUUCUAUCGAAGAUACCAAAACCUCUCGAUGCCAAAGUCUCAUUAAUUGCUGCUGGCGGAAACACGAGCUUGUUUGCAGUAGAUCGUCCAACAUCUGUUGAAGUAUUUAGUGCCGGUAACGGACUUAACGGUCAGUUAGGAAAUGGAGCUUACACCCAUGCUCAAUACACUCCAACGCGAGUGAAGCAGUUGUCCGGUUUGGUGGAAUACGAUGAAGUCAAGAGAAAAGCUCAGCCAAUACGUAUUGCUCAACUCUCUGUAUCUUCUACUCAUUGUGCUGGGGUACUUGACACUCUACAACACGAAGAGUUUGGUCGUGAUUGCCUUGUAUGGGGCAUGAAUGAAAACUGGAACCUUGGCACGGGGAACCGAGCUUCCACACCCACGCCAGUAUAUCCAUACAGCUUUGACUAUAAUGCUAUUGGAGUCGAACAGGCGGACGUUGAUACAACAUUAAAUCGUUUGCAUAUCGCUAGCGAUGACAAAAUUCAGCCUGGCACUGGAAGAGCUGUAAUAGGGAGGCAAGAAAUACUCUGUGCAAAGGGUGCUACUUUUGUAUAUACACACAAGCUUAUUGAAGGCCAUCUAUUUGGGUACAAAUUCACGCUACCAACACCUCCCAAUAUUAUUGCUACCACCAGUAUGCUCCUCUGUGUUUCUCAACCAGGCUUGGAACUGGCUAUGGUCACAUUGACACGGUGGUGA